CGCAAUGUUGUGAUAGCAAUUUGUUAGUCUAUCGGCAUCUCGCGUGCGCGGUCCAAGGCGUGGCGUGCGCUAUUGUGCAUUUAGCAAGAUUACUAUAAUUUGCAAAAGGCUUACAUGCAACUACAAAGUGUGAAUGGGAGGUUGCUCGGCCAUUGUGUCAUCCAUCAGAGCCGCCAUCGUCAGAGGCCGGCGGUUGGCGUGCACGCUAACAACCUCUUUAUUUUGUCAAUAUUUAAUUAUUGACAGGAACCGCUGCGGAACGCUCGUUAGGCGAAGAUCGGUGGAAUGAUCAUGAUGAGUAGUCGCCACACACGCGGGCGCGGCGCGCGGCUCUCGCGCGUCUGCCGCGCCGUGUGUCGCACGUGUCGUGUCGUGGGGACACACUAGCGAGUGAUAACACGCAACAAUACGAGUCGAGUGUAGUGCUAGUGUGAAGGUUGACAUGACCGCUGCUUGGAUCACUCCAUUUAAGAAGCAGUGUAGCGGGUCUGUUGGAGUUCAUCAUCAGGUGUUCCAUAUCUUCGAUUUUUAUACGUCAUCAGAAAAUGCUCAUCAGGGCGAACAAUUUUUGUUAAGUGCUUCGUGACGCUGGGAGUAUGCCUGAACAUGAGCCAGCACGGGCUGGUGAUGGGCUUCACAGCCAUCUUGUUGCCGCAGUUGCGGCGCCGCGACUCCCCGAUACCCAUCGGCGAGUCCGCCGGCUCCUGGAUCGCUUCGAUUCUGGGCUUCGCUUUAAUUGGCGGGAACUUUAUCGCGCCCACCAUCAUGGCUAAGUUCGGGCGCCGCACCGCCAAUCUGGUGAGCGUCGUGCCGGCGCUGGUCGGCUGGUUCUGCAUCCUGCUCGCGCCCAAUAUCGUCGUCCUGCUCGUGGCGCGCGUCCUGCAGGGCAUCUCCAUGGGCAUGAGCGCCACUCUCAGCCCCAUCCUCAUAGGAGAAUACACCAGCCCCAAUAAUAGAGGCGCCUUCCUUACUAUAAUAUCUUUGUCUAUAGCCAUAGGAGUCCUGACAGUUCACUCUAUGGGAUCUUACUUAUCCUGGCAAACUACAGCGCUAAUAUGCGCAUUCAUAACAUUCACGGAUUUGCUGAUCAUAAUCAAUUCCCCAGAAUCACCAAGUUGGCUGGCUGACCAAGGAAGAUAUGAUGACUGCAAGAGAGUGUUUAGAUGGCUUAGAGGAGAUGGGGAAGAAGAAGAAUUAAAAGAAAUGAUUGAAGCUACGAUAGUAGUUAGAGAAGCCAGAGAGUCUGUAAAUAUUUCGCAGACAUUUUCUCAAACUGUAAAAACUAAAAUAGCUUAUUUCGGAAGCACUUUAAAAAAGAAAGAGUUCCUCAAGCCCAUAUUUAUCAUGAUUCACAUUUACACUCUCAGCCAAUGGGCUGGGGCUAACCUUCUAGCUGCUUACAGUAUAGACAUCUUCACACACGUCAUAGGGUCUGACGCCAAUGUUCCAUUGAUGGUGAUCACACUCGAUGUUCAGAGAAUCAUAUCAAACUCUUGUGCCAUUUUUGUCAUAAAGAAAGUGAAGAGACGAAUGAUGCUAUUCAUUACAGUGGCUAUAAACAUAAUAGCAUUUUUGUCGAUAGCAUUGUACACAUAUGCCAAAACAAAUAACAUGCUGCCGUGGUUCCUAAACUACGCCGCAGUGGGCAUAUUCUUGAUACAUCUGCACAUGUUCUCUAUAGCCACCGGAACGGUUCCUCUGCCGUUCAUCAUCGCCGGAGAGUUGUUCCCGUUGGAAUACAGGAGCAUAGCUGGAGGGAUAAGCGUCUUCUUCUUAUCUGCUAAUCUUUUCAUCACCGUUAAAACUGCUCCACAUUUAUUCGCAACACUGGGAAUCUACGGUGCAUAUUGUGUGUAUGCAGCUGUUAUAGUGUACUGCUUAGUGGUCGCUGGGAUCUCCCUGCCUGAAACGAAGGACAGAACGCUGCAGGACAUUGAAGACGAGUUCCGAGGACGACCGCUGACGGUACACGAGUUGAAAUCCGUGCAGUCCUUGACGUCCUGGAGACGACACAGUAAGGACAGAAGAUGUAGUAGUCCUUUCAUACAAUGAGCAAGACAUAGAGUAGGAAAAUAAUUAGGAAGAUUGCAGAGAAACUCAAGAUUUUAAACCGGUUGUUAUGUUUCUGUGCCUUGUUCUGAGGCUGUUGAUAUUGAUGAUCAUGAAAAAUUAUAUGGGCUGUGAUAUAACAGUGAAUUGUGUCACAAAGACGUUGCGUAAUUUAGGCGCACUAACAAACAGACAUUUAUAUGAUCAAGUUAUAAAAUACCCUGUAAACAAGAUUUACUAAUGAAAAUCGACAUUAUAAGGGACCAUAAUAUACUCAAUGUAAUUGUUCAAAGUGAAUUUUAUGAAUAUUUGUAGGUACUUAAUAAGAUUGUUUCAUCUUAUCUUUCACGUGACCAGGUACUAGCAAUCCAAAUACAGGAACAUUUGCGCUGGUGCAACCAUCUGCACCUUGAUAUGGGGCAAAUAUGCAAAUCUGGACAACUUCGAAAGUAUAUUAUACUAGAUGUUGCCCGGGGCUUCGCUUCCGUGGGAAUUUUGAGAUAAAAUAUAGCCUAUCUAUAUAACAAUCUUGGAUAAUGUACCUUUCUAAUAGUGAAAGAAUUUUUGAAAUCAGUUUGGUAGUUUCGGAGAUUACCCGCCUCAAAUUCACAAACGCUUACCUCUUUAUAAUAAUACUAUAGACUAUAGAUUAUGUAGUGCAAGAAAGUAACAAAAAUACAAGAGAUGCAGUGUACAAUAUGUGACUACGUACUUAUUAUUGUUUAAAGUGUGGUUAUUGAUACUCAGCUCGUGAAUCAUAUGUGAACUAUGAUUUAUUUUUAGAAAUGUACAUAAAUAAGUAUUUAUUGAUACUUUAAUAAAAUAAUUAAUAAGUAA
This is a messenger RNA of Plodia interpunctella (Indianmeal moth), 2886 nucleotides long. RefSeq names its product facilitated trehalose transporter Tret1-like. Lineage: Eukaryota; Metazoa; Arthropoda; Insecta; Lepidoptera; Pyralidae. Gene Ontology annotation, biological process: transmembrane transport. The record is from RefSeq and is a predicted model, not a curated record. Gene Ontology annotation, molecular function: transmembrane transporter activity. Gene Ontology annotation, cellular component: membrane. The coding region runs from base 607 to 2052 and encodes 481 amino acids. The transcript is spliced from 6 exons.